AAGAAACCUGACACUGCGCGCACUGAGGAUGCGCAGAAGAGAGAAGCGUGAGAGAGGAGGCGAGUGAAAACUUUCACCAGUUGAAGCUGAAAGCGCCGCUGAUUCGUGAAUGAAUGAUAAAUGUGGAAUUUUUUUCUCUGGAUGCUGUAUAUUUUCAUUCUGCAGAACUGGUCCUGUGGGCGUCAUUAUCACACACAGUUCACACCUGCAGUGAAGCUCCACCCACAACAAUUCACUAAUAAAUACUGGGAAUAUUCACACCAUCCUACAAGAGAAGGACAAACUCCAGGAGUAGCAGCUGAAAUCUGUGUGACUGUCAAAGAUGGAGUUUAUUAAAGAAGAGAUUGAAGACAUGAGUAUUUCAGAACCAUCUACAAUAAAACAUGAAGAUACUGAGGAACCAAUAGAUCAGAUGAAAGUGAAACAGCAAAGAAAUGAAAUGGAGGAAAUUGGGGAGGAACAUCAUAACUUUAACAAAACUCAAGGAACAAAAGCCAAAAAACUGCACAUCUGCUCACAGUGUGGAAAGAGUUUCAGACAAAAAGGAAACCUUAACAAACACAUGGCAGUUCACACUGGAGAAAAACCAUUUACAUGCUCUCAGUGUGAAAAGAGUUUUUCUCGAGCAUCAAGUCUUAAUACACAUCUGUUGCAUCAUUCAGGAGAAAAAUCAUUUAACUGUGAUCAGUGUGAUAAAGAUUUUAUUUUGUCAUCACAACCAAAAAAACAUCUGAAAGUUCAUUCAGAUGAGAGACCUUAUGUGUGUUCUCUCUGUGGAAAGAGUUUUUCAUUUCCUGAUAGUUUUAAACUGCACCAGAAAACACAUAAUGAUGUGAAAGAUCAUGUGUGCUUUGACUGUGGGAAGAGCUUUACUACAUCUGGUGAAUUGAAACGGCACCAAAGAAUUCAUACUGGAGAAAAACCUUACAAGUGCUUACACUGUGACAGGAGUUUCACUAUGUCUGGAAACCUGAAAUCACAUGAGCGACUUCAUACUGGAGAAAAACCUUACAAGUGCUCAUAUUGUGAGAAGAGUUUCAGUCAGUCUGGAAACCUGGAAUCUCAUGAGCGAAUUCAUACAGGAGAGAAGCCGUACCACUGUACUCAGUGUGGAAAGAGUUUCACACAAAAAGGAAGCCUUAUGACACACAUGAGAGUUCACACUGGAGAGAAACCAUUUACAUGCACUCAGUGUGAAAAGAGUUUUUCUCGAGCAUCAUCUCUCAGUGUUCAUCUGCUCCGUCAUUCUGGAGAAAAACUAUUUAACUGUGAUCAGUGUGGUAAAGAUUUUACUACAUUAUCAAAUCUAAAACAACACCUGAUAGUUCAUUCAGAUGAGAGGCCUUAUGUGUGUUCUCUCUGUGGAAAGAGUUUUUCACGGCUGGACAGUUUUAAAUUGCACCAAAAAACACAUGAUGAAGUGAAAGAUCAUGUGUGUUGUGACUGUGGGAAGAGCUUUACUACAUCUGGCCAUCUGAAAUGGCACCAACGAAUUCAUACUGGAGAAAAACCUUACAAGUGUUCAUAUUGUGACAAGAGUUUCACUUAUUCUGGAAGCCUGAAAUCACAUGAGCGAGUUCAUACUGGAGAACGACCUUAUAAGUGCUCUUAUUGUGACAAGAGUUUCACUAAGUCUGGAAACCUGCAAUCUCAUGAGCGAGUUCAUACUGGAGAGAAGCCGUACCACUGUACUCAGUGUGAGAAGAGUUUUAAAAGUACCAAAGCUCUCAGUAUUCAUUUACACAUUCAUUCAGGAGAAAAAUAAUUUAACUGUGAUCAGUGUGGUAAAAAGUUUAUUUCAUCAUCACAUUUAAAACAGCACCUGAAAGCUAAUUUAGUGAACUAUAUGUGUGUUCCUACUGUGUUUUUUUUAAGGCUGAACAGUUUAAAAAAAAAAAAAAAAAAAAUGAUGUGAGAGAUCAUGUGUGUUGUGAGAGUACGAAGAGUUUUACUAUAUCUAAGUUACUAGAUCAAAGAAUUCGUACUGGAGAAAGUUUUAAACUAAGUUUGAAACAUUUAUCAUCCUUCAAACUCAUAGAAAACAUUGCAAGUGAGCAGCAUUCGUUUUCUUGUCAAAUAUUUUAAAGUAAAUUCUCUGAAAUAAAAUAUGGAGUUUUUACUAAAAUCAUCUAAUUUUGGUGAAAUGCUUGGAAAACUAGAAAGUUAACAGCUCUCACAGUGUAAAUAAAGUCGUUGUAGUUUUAUUUUGUGUCAGGAUGGAUUGUGUGCCUAGCUGGUCUUACUUGAAUAAAAUAUAUUCAUGUACUUCA
Molecule: messenger RNA, 2270 nt
Organism: Megalobrama amblycephala (Wuchang bream)
Lineage: Eukaryota; Metazoa; Chordata; Actinopteri; Cypriniformes; Xenocyprididae
Product: gastrula zinc finger protein XlCGF57.1-like
Exons: 3
Coding region: 323-1765 (480 amino acids)
Biological process (GO): regulation of cytokine production; negative regulation of transcription by RNA polymerase II; regulation of immune system process
Source: RefSeq, a predicted model, not a curated record